Molecule: messenger RNA, 2514 nt
Organism: Leptosia nina
Lineage: Eukaryota; Metazoa; Arthropoda; Insecta; Lepidoptera; Pieridae
Source: the annotation of a GenBank genome assembly
AUGAAAUCAAAUCUAAGAGAUGAGGUUAAAAAAGAUAUAUUACAAGACUUGAAUUUGAGACUCGGAGGAGAUAUAAACAAUCUAGAAGCUGCUCACGAUUUAGAAAAUGAAUUAGCUAGCCAAAGGGAUCGUCUUGAAAGAUCACUCAAUGCUGCUAAUGAUGAAGUACCUACAAAGCUUUCUGCAGCCAUCACAAAAGCAGAACUCAACUCUCAGCAAAUUGAAAACCUGAAAACCAAAAGUGAAGAUUUUAAAAAGAGAGCCAAUGACUUUCUCAGCCGAACCCAACCGUUGCUUAGUGAAUUGGAUAAAAGAUUUACAGCUAUAGAUAAAUUGGAGAAAGUGUUGGAGUAUUUUAAAUCAUAUGCCAAAAUACAGGAUUUAAGUCAACAGAUGAAAAACUGUAAGGAUGAUGAGCAACUGGUACUUAUGUAUAGUGAAAUGAAAAAAAUGUGUCUUCAAUAUAAAAAUUCACAUCAAGCUACAUAUGCAAAGGACUACACACACUAUUGGCACAAUAUACUGAAAGAAAAUUUAAUUAAGCAUUAUGAAGAAGUGCUAAAGUUAUUAAAGUGGCCAUUCACAUCAGGUGCUGAAAACUCACCAAUUGCAAAAGAUGUCAUGAACAAAUUCAACAAUCUGACAAAGAAUCUAUUCCUAAUUCAAGAGCCAGAGGAAAUAUUGGCCAAUGCUGCAGUAACAGGGGACUAUUCUGAUGUACAUGAGCCCUGUCUUCCAAUUAAAGUACUACUGAAGCCUCUAAAAAAGCGUUUCACUUUCCACUUUACUGGAAACCGUCAAACAGCAAGGAUAGAUAGGCCAGAGUGGUUCUUAACUCAGACAUUAACUUGGAUAAAGGAUCAUCAAACAUUCAUCAAAAAUAACAUACAGCCAAUUGCUGAUAAACUUGAACUGAGGAAUAUUAAUACUGUUGAUGAAUUCACUGAAGGCUUAGUUGCGCUAGCAGCAGAAAGACUGCACACUGUUUUAGGUUUAUAUCACACACAAGGCUCUAAAGGCGAUAUAAUAGAUGUGGAAGCGGCGUUUGCGCAUGCAGUCGACGAAACAUUAGGCUUUCAUAAAGAACUAAGCGAGAUCACUGGAUAUGAAUCAAAUAGUGUUCUCUCUGUAUUGACGAAGGCGGAAACGUUUGUUCAGUGGUUGGCUGUUGAAAAGAAAUACGCUUUAUCAAAAAUGGAUGAAAUGCUAGACACUGAACAAUGGAUAGAGCCAGUGGUAGCGGGAGUAGGAGCAGCCAUCGGCUCUCUUUUAUGGGUUCCCAGGGGUUCAGACUGGUUCAUCUCUCUGUUAAAGACCAUUGAAGACCGAUACGUCACUUUACCACAACCUGGCCAUCGGAUUCAGUUUUUAGAACUGCAACUUGAAUUGAUUGAAGAGUGGCGCAUACGUCUUACACAAAUUAUGAGUGCUACAGCAGAUAGUUUAACGCCAGAUUGCUUUUUAGUCGCUGGUCCUCAUCCCUUAACAGCCAUUAUUAAUACUGCACAGCACACAAGAAGUGUUCUAUUGCAGUGGGCUCAUUCACUCCAUUACCUGCAACUGUACUAUUACCGGCGCCAAUUCCAACAGUUCACGCAACAGCAACAUGCCAGUGGUGAAAUUGAAAGCGAAUCGUCGACAAGUUCUGAAGAAGAAGAGGAAACUGACGAAGAAUUUUACAAAGAAGAAAAUGAAAAUGACGCGGAAAGUUCACUCUGUUUAGAGGAAGUUGAAGCAAGAGCAAAGAGCUUGGCCUUGAAAGAAGUGACGAAAAGAAAUUCCAUUAUAAUAGACGCUAGUCAGUAUGAGACGAUGACAACCGUCAUAGCAAACCCAGCUGUAGCCGACCCCUUGCCAGAAGGAGGUGGAGACGAAGACGGCGGCGUCUUCGGCGAUGCGCCUGCGCUGUUGCAUCACUUGAGACAAGCAGGACUCGCUGUGCUCGUACAGUUUUUGCUGUUAGAGUUCAGGGACCAUUUACACGAGUACAAGUCUCAGAAAUGGCACGCGAUGCUGCUGGUAGAGGAAAGGGCAUUGUGCAUGUCAAGUACGCUGGGACGGCCACUGUCUUCUAUGUGUACGCGUCUCGUUACUCUGUCUGAGAGUUUGGCUCCAGCAAUAGCGCAACUUCUAAAAGCGGAACUGGCAUUGCAAGUCGAUAGUUGUAUUUUCCGUGAAGUGGUUUUAAACAAUUGGUUCAACACAGGAGGGACAUUGCAAUUCACGCAUGAUGUGACAAGAAAUAUUCUACCCGCGUUUGCUCGUUUUGAAAAUAAAAUGCCUGAAACGAAUCCCGUGCCCAGGCUAACGGAAUCCUGCACGCUCCUAAACUUGGAUUAUGAUGACGCUCGCCGAAUACGAACUGGAUUGAACAAGAAUGACCCGGAGACCCUUGCUGCACUCGCGACCUUGGGGGUGGUAACCAUAACACCAGUUGAAGCUCUACAGAUACUGAACCAGCGCACGGACUUGGCUGACGCUUCAUCACCGACAUCUGUCAUGGAAUUAUUCUGA